ACGCUUGAAAAUAGUACUUGUAUUUGUAAAGUCUGUGAUAAAGAUAAAGGUGUUGUAGGUAAAUGGGGUUCACUUAUAUUGUUAAUGUCUAUAACGUGCCACUUUGAACAAAAACAUCUAAAUACUUUUAAAGUAUUUGGAAAAUCUGCUACAAAACUUGUUCACUAUUCUCUGUAUUCAAUUGCUGAUAAGAAUCAC
Dentiscutata erythropus is the source of this 198-nucleotide messenger RNA. The record is from the annotation of a GenBank genome assembly. NCBI's taxonomy places the organism in Eukaryota, Fungi, Glomeromycota, Glomeromycetes, Diversisporales, Gigasporaceae.